This is a messenger RNA of Asparagus officinalis (garden asparagus), 1653 nucleotides long. Its product is annotated as cell surface glycoprotein 1-like. The transcript has 2 exons. Lineage: Eukaryota; Viridiplantae; Streptophyta; Magnoliopsida; Asparagales; Asparagaceae. Bases 1 to 1653 code for a protein of 550 amino acids. The record is from RefSeq and is a predicted model, not a curated record.
AUGCAACUGAAGAAGGCUGCUGAAGCUCCAAGAACCAAAGCAACUGGAAAGAGGGCUCUCACUGAAGCAGAAGAAGCCCAAUAUGAGAAACGUACUCGUAGGAAGCUGCUAGUAGAUCCUCCUGCUCAGAAGCUAAUGGCGGGUGCUUUCAAAUCUGCACGUACUCGUAGGAAGCUGCUAGUAGAUCCUCCUGCUCAGAAGCUAAUGGCGGGUGCUUUCAAAUCUGCUAGUGGAGGGGAAGAGCAAGAAUCAGCUGUUGCAAGUCGCCCUGAUCGUGCCGAUCCUCACUCUGGGGGAUCUACAUUUUCUGAAGGAUUUUCCCCUCACCGUCCCUUGGAUCAAGCAGAGGGUGGAGAUGAAUUCCCAAGUGGGGAUAUGGGGGCUUCUCCUGCAACGGAUCCCGAUAUCUCACCAUUUCCAGAUCAAACUCUUGGUGCUGCUUCUUCACCUGCAGGGGUACUGUCUACAACGUCUCCGUCUGAAGGGGUUAAACUGCCUACAGAUGAAAUGGCGACAGAUGAAUUUGCAAAUCUUAAUGAGAGUCAGUCUCCCGCUUCCUCUAUACUACUGCCACCUUCGGGGACUAAUAUUCCGAGUCCCACGACUGGCCGGCUGACACAAGUGGAUACGACCGCGAGCUCUCCUGGACUUUCAGCUGCUGACGAUGACGAACCAUUAGACUAUGGGAGCUCGUCUCACCAUGAUGAUGAUGCUGAUGAGGAUGACACUGACGAUGACGAACCAUUAGACUAUGGGAGCUCGUCUCACCAUGAUGAUGAUGCUGAUGAGGAUGACAGUGAUGAUGAUGACUUUUAUGAUUGGGCGCAUCAACCACCACCACCUCCUGACAAGGCGUCUGGUUAUCUUCCUUUUUACCCUACUGGUUCUCCAACUCCUGAGGCUGCUGGUACGCCAUCGUCUCUCCACCCGCAAGCAGCAGACGUUUCCCCCUUCGAAUCAAUGUCGGUGACGACAAGUUCUUUACCAGAAGAACCUCUUUCGCUGACGAUUCCUCUCAAACCUGUGGGAACGGAGAUCGUGCUAAGCUCAACCCAAAAAGGGGCACUCAUGGCUCUACCUUCCAGUCCCUCGCAAUUGGAUAUCACCAUAGCUUCUCCGACUUCUUCACGAUCAUCACCCACUGCUUUUGCAUCAGGGUCUAUGCUUUUAGGCUCCCCAUCGACAUCUCCGAUGAAGUCUCUAAGUCCAGUGGCCAUCCCUUCCAUUCUAAAAGCUCUUCUACGACCGUUGGAAGAUAUGAUGAAGAUAGCGAUUGAGGAGAUCAGUGCUGGACGAGCUUCAUUCGACUUUUUCAAACCAAUACUCAUGAACUCUUUGAACAACGUUCGAUAUGUGGAUGAUGCUCGAUUGUUCCAGCACUGCUCUGAAGGCAUCUCUCGGUUGGAAAAAGAUCUGAGAGCUUUGGAGGAAUUGCAUCAGGCUGAUCUUGCUGCUCAGGCUGCGUUAGUCUUUGGUAAUCUUCAAGCUGAGGCGGCCCGCCAAUACGAAUCUUUUCAAGAAGCCAUUACUGAAAGGGAACUUAAAAUUGCAUCCGUACAGGGGCAAUGCAUUCAGAAGCAACAUGCUGUGGACGCUUCUGGUGCUGCUAUACUUAGAUCCCGGCUCGUGUAUUUCACUUUUACUGAGGCUUAA